This is a messenger RNA of Ciona intestinalis (vase tunicate), 2083 nucleotides long. The record is from RefSeq and is a predicted model, not a curated record. Lineage: Eukaryota; Metazoa; Chordata; Ascidiacea; Phlebobranchia; Cionidae.
CAUAAGCUUAGUUUUAUUCACGGUUGAUUUCAUUCAGUAUUCGCGCUGCUUACGUAAAGAGUGAUAAAGCAGCUUAGUUUGAAUAAAAAGAAACAACUCGGUGCUGGGCAUUUUCUUAUUGCUUGGCUUGUUAUUUAAAACUGGGACUUCGGUGUUUUGGUAGCUCUAUAAUAGUUGUAUUAUGUUUUUUUGUACUCACAAGCGCAUAUUUUAUUUUCGCAGUAGGAAUUACAUUUUAAAAUAAAAACAAGACUAUGUUGCAAUUAAUGCGAACUGUUCCUCGCGCUUGGUCAUGCGCUAGCGUGGUGCAGCAGCCCUCAUUUCGAGGCUAUAACACUGAGAGUACAGUGGUUAAGCCUAAGACAGGGAUUGUUCUUUUGAACAUGGGAGGACCAGAAAAGUGGGAGAAUGUUUAUGACUUUCUUUUCCGACUAUUUUCCGAUCCCGAUCUUAUUCCUCUUCCUGCUCGGAGUCGACUUGCUCCCUUCAUUGCAAAACGAAGAACACCAAAAAUUGAGGAGCAGUACAAGAAAAUUGGAGGUGGGUCUCCUAUUACUAAGUGGACAAACCAUCAAGGCACUGAAAUGGUAAAAAUUCUUGAUAAAAUAAGCCCUGAGACAGCUCCCCAUAAACAUUAUAUUGGAUUUCGAUAUGUGCCAACUUUGACGGAGGACGCUCUUGAUCAAAUGAGGGACGAUGGUGUUGAAAGAGCUGUUGCUUUUACCCAGUAUCCGCAAUACAGUUGUUCCACCACUGGUAGCAGCCUUAAUGCAAUAUUCCGACACUAUAAGCGUAACCCAAAUGACGUUUCUGCGAUGAAAUGGAGUGUUAUUGAUCGAUGGCCAACUCACAGUGGAUUGGUUGAAGCAUUUGCAGAUCGAACAGCAGCUGCUUUAGAGAAAUUUCCCAAAGAUGUUCGAAACAAGGUUGUGAUUUUGUUUUCUGCUCAUUCACUUCCAAUGUCGGUUGUAAACAGAGGUGACCCUUAUCCUGCUGAAGUAGCUGCUACUGUAAGCAGAGUUAUGGAAAGAUUAGACAACUCCAAUCCAUACAGGCUUGUCUGGCAGUCCAAAGUUGGUCCAAUGCCAUGGCUAGGUGCACAGACAGAUGAAGCAAUUAAAGGUCUUUGCCGAAACGGUUUUAAAAACUUGCUUCUCGUGCCAAUUGCUUUUACGAGUGAUCACAUAGAAACAUUAUUUGAGCUAGAUGAAGAAUACAUCGGUGAGCUUGCGAUGGAAGCAGGUGUUGAAAAUAUUCACAGAGCUGAAUCCUUAAAUGACAGUCCCAUCUUUAUUCAAGCAAUGGCUGACGUUGUAAAAUCCCAUCUGAAUUCAGAUGCCGUCAGCACCUCUCAGCUACCUUUGCGUUGUCCACUAUGCACAAAUGAAGCCUGUGUUGGAAUGAGAAACUUUUUUCUAAAAAAUUCAGUUUAAACUUUCAAGAUGUAAAAACUAAAAAGUUAUUAAAAUAUGUUAAAAUAAGCUGAAUAAGUGAUGUUUAGUAAACUUUACAUUCUAUUGCAGUCCUGGUUAUAAAGUCCAUUUAAAUCAAUCAUUGUUUAGUAUACCCAGUUUUAUUUAUGUCAUCACUCCUCACCUUGUUAAUUUGUAAAAUCAACCUUAAAUACUGCAUUAGUUAUUAUGUUGCAAUUUGUUGAACUAAAAAGUGUUUUGAACAAAAACGUUUGUCAUACGUUGAACACAUUUGCCAAAAGCAAAGCAGUAAAUUCUAAAUUGUGUAAAAGUUAAAUUGUGUUCACAAUUCUUUUUAUCUCAUAGGCUAGUCUAGUUAUUUAAAGCUUUUGAAAUUUUGAUUUAAUUAUUUCUAAAGUUUGCUGUACAUUUGCCAACAUUUGUAUAUUCAUAGCGAUAACGAUGUUCAUGUGUCAUGUGUUUUGUUGAUUCCUGGCUUUUUUUAAAGUAUUUGUACAAAUAAAUAUGUAUGUUUAUUCUGUUUUGUUGAUUAGUGUACUCCAACACCCCAUGCUAUUUACUAUUGUGUGUUCUACUAUUCGAAUAGGUUACUUUACUUCUGCUUAAUGACAAAUUCUGCCACUUGUUGCACAAACAAAUUUCUUUUAUAG